GACAUUUAAAUCCAAUAAUAUCAGAGAAUGUCUGAAAGAGCCGUAUAAUAAGAAAAAAUGAAAUAAAAUUCGAUCGUUCAGAUAACAUAAACAAAAUGAGCCUGAAAAGCGCUUUGUUGCUCGCUAAAAGAAUCCAAAUCAAAAGCGUAAUUGCAUCGACCUACCAACUAAGCCGGACUUCGGUCAGAUAUGACAAUUUCACAAGAUCAAAUUUUCUUUCACAGUGCCGUCUGUGUUCGACGGGAAAAGAUAAACCGGCUCAUCAGUCAGUUGUAGGGCAGGCCCCACAAAUCUUAUCGAAAUUGUUCCCACAAACGGCUGACAUUGAGAAAAGCGCUGAAGAAAUCCAAAAAGAACAACAGAAGAAAGAGGAGGAAGAGAAGAAAGAGCAAGAAAGUUCAUGGAAACGCAUGAAAUUGGGAUUCGUCGUAUUUGGUGUGUCGGCAACAUCGUUAUGCGGUUGGAUCAUUUAUGACCUUGGCUCUCCCGAAAAGGAUGAAAACGGUGUGGACAUCGAAGAUGAGUUCAGUAAAAUGUCCGUCGUACCGCAAUACUUUAAGCGAAUGUGGCGAUCGAUGACGUACUACCAAAAGAUGAUUCAGGAACCGUCACGUGACAAACUUCUACCAGAUCCACUCAAAUAUCCGUACGUUCAACCGCCAUACACAUUGGUCUUGGAAAUGAAAGAUGUGCUGGUGCAUCCGGAUUGGACCUACCAAACUGGUUGGCGUUUCAAGAAACGUCCGGGUGUUGAUCACUUCUUGGAGCAAUUGGCACGGAAUUUCGAAAUUGUCGUCUACACAGCUGAUCAGGGCAUGACCGUUUUUCCCAUAUUGGACGCUUUGGAUCCGAAUGGUUUCAUUAUGUACAGACUGGUCAGGGAUGCUACACAUUUCGUUGAUGGCCAUCAUGUGAAAAAUUUGGAUAAUUUAAACAGAGACUUGAACAAGGUUAUCGUCAUCGACUGGGAUCCGAAUUCAACAAAAUUGCAUCCAGAAAAUACAUUCAACAUUGCUCGGUGGACUGGCAACGACGAUGAUGCAACUUUGUUCGAUUUAGUCGCAUUUCUGAAAACCAUUGCCACCGCUGAAGUACAAGAUGUCCGAGAAGUGAUCACAUAUUACAGGCAAUUCGAGAAUCCUCUGGCUACAUUCAGAGAAAAUCAACAGAAAGCAAUUCAAAUGGAGGAAGAAAGAGCACGCGAAGAGAAAAAUAAUAAAUCGCCGGCAGUCAAGCGAUGGACGCCCAAUUUUCUCGGGAAAUAGUUUCUUAUUUUGUUUUGUCGUUGUUCGAAUUGAUGCUUUCGGAAGUCUGAGAUAAAUUUUGUUUUUUCUAAUU
Messenger RNA from Bradysia coprophila, 1338 nucleotides. Its product is annotated as mitochondrial import inner membrane translocase subunit TIM50-C-like. NCBI's taxonomy places the organism in Eukaryota, Metazoa, Arthropoda, Insecta, Diptera, Sciaridae. The record is from RefSeq and is a predicted model, not a curated record.